GGGGGAGAGGCCUACAGGGUGGCGGCUGGAAGGUAUUGGAGGCACCAGUGGUGCUAGUCUGUGAGCGCCAUGUACAAUGGGAUAGGACUCCCCACUCCCCGCGGCAGUGGCACCAACGGUUACGUGCAGCGCAACCUGUCAGCCGUGCGCCACAAGAAGGAUCGCACAGACUACAAGUCGGAAGAGGAAUUAAGGAAGCUGGAGUCGUCCUUGGUCAAAAAACCUAACCAGGAUAUCCUGGAUCACGAGCGCAAGCGGAAGGUCGAGCUGAAAUGCUUAGAGCUGGCUGAGCUCAUGGAAGAGCAAGGGUAUGGAGAAGGGGAAAUCCAAGAGAAAGUAGCCACUUUUCGGAUGAUGCUUCUGGAGAAAGAUGUAGCAGUGGUCAAGGAGGGGGAACAGCAGCAGAAGCCAACUGUCACAGAAACUCAUCAGCUGGCUGAGGCCAAUGAGAAGAAGAAUGAGAGGCUCCGAGCUGCAUUUGGAAUUAGUGACAACUAUGUGGAUGGAAGCUCCUUUGACCCAAAUCGUCGGGCCAAGGAAGCUGCAACUGCUGCAGCAGCUAAACAGCAGCAGGAGCAGCAAAAGCAGUACAGUCUUGUCCGAGAGUCCAGCAGCUCCCGCUCACCUUCUCCAAAACAGAAAAAGAAGAAAAAGAAGAAAGACAGAGGCAGGUCUGAGAGCAGAUCACCUUCUCGAAGAGAGAGGAAAAAAAGCUCAAAGAAAAAGAAACACAGGUCAGAGUCAAAGAAAAGGAAGCACAGAUCUCCAAGUCCCAAGAGCAAACACAAAUCCAAGGAGAAAAAACGAAAGAGGUCCACCAGUGAGUCUGCAUCUCAGAAAGACCGCCGGGAUCGCUCUUCCUCCCCAGAUGACUCUUCUUCGUCAGAUGGCUCCCGCAGCAGCAGGUCGGGCAGCGUCAGUACCCAGAAACGGGCUACAGUGAGACGGCAGAGUAAGUCCCCUUUGACAGCUUCACAGAAGCGAGGAGAAACUGAAGAGGUUUCCAAGAACCUACCAGAAAGAGAACGUUCCUCUUCUACUGAACCUGCCCGGCAUGGCCGUAGCACAAGUCCAAGACACAGCAGAGAAAAGCAGGAGAAAACCAUGUCCAAACAUUCUCCGAUACACGAGAGUCGCCAGCGUUCUGCCACCCCUCUGUCUCCUACCAGAGAAAAGGAAAGAGACAAGGAGAAGAAGGCUACUCGGCAUGGGGGUCGGAAAUCUACCCCAUCAUUUGAGCAGGAGUCAAAGUUCAAAAGUCGUUCCCCAAUGCCAAAUGAUCCUUCUCGGGAAAGAGUCUUGGGACACAAGCAUCCUUCCUCCAAGGAGAGCAGGUCUCCGGCUCCUGCCUCCCCACCUCCUAAGAAGAUCUCAGAGGAUCGUAACGGGACUCUCCCAUCAUCCAAGUCCAAGACAUCCCCUGAACAGAGGCAGCAGCUGGCAGCUUCUUCGUCUUCCCCUGCUCCUAAAGCUAUUGAGACCAAGUUGAGAAAGACUUCUCGUGAUGGCUCUCCGCCCCAGCACUCCCGUUCCCCUUCAGAAAGUGGUAGCUGCUCCUCUUCCUCCUCCUCCUCCUCCUCCUCUUCCUCCUCUCCUUCCUUAGCAAAGAAGCCAGCUCCAGCUUCCCGUAGUUCUUCCCCUGAGGAGCCUCCGAAAAAACAAGACAAAGAGAAGGCUUCCCCGCAGAGAGAGAGGUCUAGUUCAUCUCCCGAGAUCUCCCGUUCUGGGCAGAAGCAGUCUGCCAAGACCACAUCAAGACGUGAGCGUUCAGGCACACCUCCAGCCAAGGGCACUAAGUCAAGAGCUAGGAGGAGGGACAAAUCUCUCUCCCAAACACCCAUUACUCGCAGAGGUAGAUCUCGGUCUCGCACCCCACCCAAGAGGGCCAGAUCUCGCACCCCUCCAAGGAGGGGAAGGUCUCGCUCUGCUCAGCGGCGUGCCCGAUCUCGUUCACGUACCCCUCAAAGAAGGGCACGAUCUCGUAGCCCACAAUGGCGGGGACGCUCAAGAACACCCCAGCGCUGGGGCAGGUCACGCUCACGCACUCCUCCCCGAUGGGGCCGGUCCCGUACUCCACAGAGGCGUGGUUGGUCCCGUUCUAGAACCCCCCAAAGGCAUGGAUGGUCUAGAAGCAGAAAUAGUGGGAGAUGGGGAAGGUCAAGAACUCCACCAAGAAGGGGCAGGUCACGUUCGAGAACUCCACCAAGAAGGGGCAGGUCUAGAUCUAGAACUCCGCCUCGACGAGGGAGGUCUCGGUCCAGAACCCAGCCUAGAAGAGGGCGGUCUAGAACCAGAAGUCCUCCUAGGAGGGGGAGGUCAGCCUCUUCACCAAGGAGGGAGAAAUCUUUGAUUUCUGCUAGGCGAAGCAGGUCUGUGUCAUCUCCAGAUUGGAAGGCCUCCCGAAUUUCUUCAAGAAGGAGCCGAUCUAAUUCUUCCCCCCAAAUAAGAGAGAGGGCCAGAAAACCAUUGAGACGUAGCCAAUCUAUGUCAUCUCCUGAAUCAAGAAGCAGACUGCGAGCAUCUCCCAGACGUAGUCGGUCUCGAUCACUUCCAAAAGCAAAAAAGAAGACCCACUUAUCUCCCAGAAGGAGUCGUUCAGGGUCCUCAACAAGAUCAAGGAAGAAAAAGUCAAGAACACCCCCACGGCAUAGUCGCUCUUGUUCUCCAAGACCGAAAAAGAAAUCCAGAUUAUCGCCAAGACGAAGCAGGUCUGGUUCUUCACCUAAUAAAAAAUCAAUUUCUCCUGCCAGGCGUAGCCAGUCCAGGACACCUCCAGCACUCAAAAAUAAAUCUAGAAAGUCCCCAGGAAGAAGCAGAUCUGGCUCAUUGCCAAGGCUCUCAAAGAAAUCUGAGGUUUCUUCAGCUGUUGAAGAAAAAUCCAAACUGCCUUUCAGAAGGAGUCGAUCUGGGUCAUCGCCAGCAUUAAGAAAAUCUAAAUCUCCUGUAAGACUUAGCAGGUCAGGUUCUUCACCAGAUCUAGAGAAAAGAUCGCCAAGGAGACGAAACAGGUCUGAAUCGUCUCCAGAAGUCAAAACAAAGUCAAAGUUGUCUUCAAAAUCCGGGUCAUCACCAGGAAUGAAGAAAAAGCUGAAGUCUCCUCCAAGACAAAGCAGGUCUGGCUCCUCUCAGUCAUCAGGGAAAGAAAACUCCUUAUCGCCUCCAAGACGAGCCACCUCUCCAGAGCUCAAGUCCACACCUCCAUUGCAGCGAAGCAGAUCGGGGAGAUCCCUUGCAGCUAAAGAAAAAUCCAGGUCACCAGUUCUAAGGCAGAGCAGGUCUGGAUCACCUCCAGCUUUGAGAGAGCAGUCUGCCUCUCCAAGGCGAACUUCAGCUGGAUCUUCCUCAGAACCAAAGAAGAAAUCCGCGUCACCGCUUGGAAAACAUAGAACUGACUCUUCUCCGAAGCUGAAAAAAUCCAGAUCAUCACCAAGGAGGAGCAGGUCUGGCUCUUCUCCACUGAUUGAAGAGCAAUCAAGAUCACCUCCCCGGAGCAAGUCCAGAUACUCUCCUGAUGUGAAAAAAUCCACCUCACCUUUGAAACAAGUCAGGUCUGGGCCCUCUCCUUCAGCAGUGAAAGAGAAGUCUAGGUCCCCUGUCAAGAGAAGUGGGUCCAGAUCUUCUCCUGAACUAAAUGGCAAACCUAAAUCUCCCCCAAAACAAAACAAAUCCCAAGAAAUUAAGGUAAAAUCUGGAUCACCUUCAAGGCAUAACAAAGCUGGAUCCUUAGUAGUAAUGGAGAAAGCUAUGUCACCAGGCCAGAAAAGCAAGGCAGGUUUAUCUCUAUCUGGAAAAGAAAAGUUAUAUUCACCCCCAAGUCAGGGCCAACCUGGGUUGUCGCCCGUUCUUAAAAAGUCGGAGAUUCCAUUGAGGCGAAGCAGAUCUGGAUCCUCCUCAUCUUCUUCCUCUUCCUCCUCCUCCUCUUCCUCCUCUUCCUCCUCCUCCUCUUCAUCUUCUGCAGAGGAAGAUAAAUCUCAAUCACCCCCAAGACUGAACCGUUCUGCAACGCUGUCAACUAACAAAGGCAAAUCUGUGUCCUCUCCAGUGCGCCGCAGGUUAGAUUCCUCUCCAGAGCCAGAGAGCAGCACAUCUGCAGCUGUUGUCUGGUUCACCACCACGGCCAAGAGUAAAGUCCAGAACACCUCCCAGGAGACGUCGAUCUGGAUCAUCUCCAAGACCCAGAAUGAAAUCCAGAACCCCUCCCAGGCGUCGCAGGUCUGGAUCAUCCCCAAGACCCAGAGUGAAAUCAAGAACCCCGCCACGCCGGCGCCGAGGAGCCACUCCCGCUCACUGUCCAGACGACGAGAUAAAUCAAAGGGUUCGUUGCAGAGAGAAAGAUCUGUCUCUUCCCCGGGCCGGAGCCGCUCACGGUCCGCUUCUCGUCAGGACAAAUCUCGCUUCCUGUGGAAGGGCGAGCACUCACCUUGCAGAGGUCGUUCCCGAUCACCAGCACAAAGAGAAAUGUCGAGACUGUCUCCGCAAAGGUCUGCCCCAAAUCGGAAUGCAUCCCGUUCACCUCCCAGAUUAGAUGCUUCCCGUGUAACAGCAGCCUACAAAAGUAGCGGGUCCAAAGCGUCUCCCGAUUUCCCGUCAUCCCCUGUACGGAAGCGUUCCAGGUCAGGCUCCCGGGAAAUCUGUGCUUCUCCGGGAAGGAAAUCCCGUUCUCCUCCAGUGCUGGAGAAAUACCCCAAGUCCGAUGUCCAGGAGAAGUCGGCAGCUUCGUCAGUUCGGCACGGCAAAAGCAGCACAGCCGUUCCUUGCACCCCUACUCCACCCCGCAGCGAUUCUCCCAAGCCGCGGAAGCCCUUGUCUCCUGCUCCAUCCAUUCUACAGGAAUUGCCUUCUGUCUUGAAAAACGGUGGUUCCGCUACCCUCCAUGACAUCCCAGGGGAUAGGAAUCAGGUUGUACAUCCUGCUAUGGUUAAGGAUGAUGCAGCUGUCGGUGUUUCUCUGUUGUCAGGGAGAAGUAGUUCUUGUGCAGGAUCCCCUCUUCCUCUUAGCAAAGCUAGGUCCCCCUCUUCCUCCCCCUCCUCCGCUUCCUCCAGUCCCUUGCCAGCACUGGUUUCUGUGCUCGUCCCACCUCCCAAGGAAGAGGAGUUAGCAUCUGAAGGAAAGGCAGCAGACCGGCCUGAGGCUCGUCUUCCGACUCUUGAGGCUGAGCCAGAGUUGGCUUCUGAAGUCACGGAGGAGAAUGGCAGGAAUAGCUUCCCCACCGCUCCACAGCUAGCUCUUCCCUCCCCGCCGCCUUCGGCCCCUUCCAAGGUGAAGAGAAGUUCCUCUGCUUCGUCCACCACCUCUUCAUCAUCCUCGUCAUCUUCGUCGUCCUCGUCGUCUUCGUCUUCUGACUCCGAGUCCAGCUCGUCUGAGUCCAGCCCCCAAAAUCAGCCAGAGAAGGAAGUUGAGGCUGAGGUUGUAUUGAAACAGCUGCCAAGCCCAGUGCAGAGGGAAGGUAACCACGAAGAGCAGCCUAUGGAACUGGGCAAGCAUAAGCGACGAUCUCGGAGUUCCAGCAGUUCCAGCAGCGGCUCUUCCUCCUCUUCCUCCUCCUCUUCCUCUUCGUCCUCCUCGUCUUCCUCAGCUUCAUCCUCCUCCUCUUCCUCCUCCUCAUCAUCAUCACCCAAGACUGGACCCCAGGCACAGGCCAAGGCGGCCACUAAAAAGAAACCAUCGCCAGAGCAGAGGAAGUCCCGCAGCCCCCGGAAACCUAUCGACUCCCUACGGGACUCUCGCUCUCUCAGCUAUUCCCCAGCAGAACGGCGCCGUGUUUCUCCUCCGCCCCAGCCGCCUUCAGCUCCAAGGGACAGGCGCAGGGAGAGGUCUCGGGACAGGUCCUCGCAGAGAAACAGACGAAGCGUCAGCAGGUCUCCGGGACGGAAAAGGCGACGCAAUUCCCCCACCCCCCGAGCAGCCCGCCGCAGAACUUCAAGCCAUGUGACGGUUGGUGUCCCAGUUGUUCCGUUCCUCAAGAAGCACUACCUGUAUACCGAUCUGCCCGAAGGCUGCCUCCUCGCUUACACAGCUGUGAUCUUCCUCGCUACCUGUAAUGCCGGGAACCCUGUCCCGGGGGCAUCAGUGUGA
Euleptes europaea (tarantolino) is the source of this 6075-nucleotide messenger RNA. It is a transcript of the gene SRRM2, whose product is annotated as serine/arginine repetitive matrix 2. The transcript is spliced from 18 exons. NCBI's taxonomy places the organism in Eukaryota, Metazoa, Chordata, Lepidosauria, Squamata, Sphaerodactylidae. Bases 70 to 6075 code for a protein of 2001 amino acids. The record is from RefSeq and is a predicted model, not a curated record. Gene Ontology annotation, molecular function: mRNA binding.